Molecule: messenger RNA, 6782 nt
Organism: Anneissia japonica
Lineage: Eukaryota; Metazoa; Echinodermata; Crinoidea; Comatulida; Comatulidae
Product: coiled-coil and C2 domain-containing protein 2A-like
Exons: 37
Coding region: 429-5486 (1685 amino acids)
Biological process (GO): protein localization to ciliary transition zone; non-motile cilium assembly
Cellular component (GO): ciliary transition zone
Source: RefSeq, a predicted model, not a curated record
CGAGCGUGGUAACAGACGCUUGAUGGUGCUACUGGCAACCACCACUGGGAAAGGAAGAUUUUGUUUACACUUAAGUUAGGCCUACACACGUUAAAUUAUUUGUGAUAUCAGAACAUAAACGAAUUUUCGGUUUUCUGUUACCUUCGUUUUGUAAAACUUGUUUAUUGCGUGUUCACAGAAAAUCAAGCUGAUUACUUCAGAUAGAUUGUAUCGCCAGCCUUAGGCCUAACUAAGGACUCAUUCACGCCUAGAGAGGCCUAGGCCCUACAGUCAAUAUUUUCCCGGAAUGAACAAUGAUUCCCAUAGACUUAAGCCUAGGCUAGACCACUUUAUUUACUCAGGUGUAGGCCCCAGCCAGGAUCCAUCGAUAUAUCAACUAUAGUAGAUGAAUUAUUGAUUUCAUUGUUUACAUGAUUUCGAAAUGAAAAAUGAGUUCCACACUAAAAGACAGACUUCAGAAAAGACGUAAAGACUUGCGGGAAUCUAUGACAGACUCUGGACUGCAAGAUGAAACAUCUGCCUUUGAAAUGAGCUCCAGAACGCCACUUAGAUCUGGUGCGAAUUUGAAGGUUAGUGACAAAGAAGAUGGAAACUAUAGUGGCUCGGAUGUCGAUAGAAUAGAAGAAUUACAAGAUGCAGAAAACUUAGUGGAAAACCUCGCAUCAAUGAGGGAAGAGAAGAAGAGGGAGUUGUCAACUGCUUUGGAAUCUGCUGAUGAUGUUUCUGGAGUUCAGUCCUUUAAAACAAAACCAAAGAAGAAGGGAAAAGCCAAAGCACAAGCCUUUCAGGAAGAAGAUGAGAUUCCAAUGAUACCAGAUGAGGAAAAGGGAGGAAGUGGAGGUAGUGAGAAGGAGAACAUCCCUAUCAGUACAAAACCCAAAGCAAGGCGAUCUAGAGAACCAAUGAGUAUGGAUGAGGCAGUGCUUGCUGCUAAGACUGGAGUGUCUCCCGGAGAUAAAGCACAGCCUAGUUUCAAUACUGCCAUCAAGGAGAGGAUUAGAAGAAAAAUGCAGCAAACUAAAGAGAAAGCUGAACAGAAAAUGAAGGAAGAGGUUGAAAAUGAUAAGGAAAAAGAUCGACCAGCAAGACGUUUGAGGUUACGACCAAGAACCACAGCUACAACACGGUUUGAUGACCCUUCAUUGAUGACUAAAGAGGAACGGGCAAAGGAAGAAGAGAAAAAGAAGAAAGAAGAAGAGGCCGAAGCAGCUGCAUUAGAAAAAGUAAAACAAUGGAAGGAUGCUGUUACUACAAAGAGGAAAGAUCUACCAAGUAAUGAGAUGUGCUAUGACUUCUUCACGAAGAACUUUGAAGAACCACCCAAAUCACCAGUAGCUUCUCAAGAAGAGCUUGCAGGUCCUAGCACUUCUGCCAGAGAGGAGGAUCCAGAAGCUAAGGAAGGAGAGACGGAUGAGGCACAGCCAUUGACGUCAGACGCGUUUGUUCACAAUGAAGAUUGGCGUGAUCAACCAAUAGAAUAUCUUGGGCCUGAUUAUUUGACGAUGCAUGAAAGGGAUGAGAAAUUAGAGGGAUAUUUUUUUGUGCCAAGUGUGAAAACAAUUCCUCCUGAAGAUAAGAUCUCAGAAGAUGUUGAGCCUCGAUAUCUAGAAGAUGAAGGUUUUUAUGUUGGUGUCCGACCCCAGGUCACAAGAAGGAACCAAAAUGUUAUGGAGGCUCGACUUUUGAUGUCAUCUAACAAGGGUAAGAAUUGGUUUGGUGAUGAUGGGCGAAUAAAAGCCUUACCCAACCCCAUCAAAGCAAUCCCAUCUAGGCCAAGGAUUCUUAACUCAGAAGAUAUUGAAAUAGGCUUGCAAACUGUGUACAGAGGACCGGUUUCUUCAGAAUUUGAUAAUCGCUUCAUUGAUGGUCAUGGUGAUGAUUAUGGUCAAUAUCAACUAGACCUUGAUGUCAACAUGCUCAUCUUUACCCACCAUUCCUUGUUCAGCAAGGAACAUGUGUUGGCCACAAGGCUCCAGCAGUUGUUUGACCAAUACCUCACCUCAAGCAAGAAAGGACUUGGGGACUACUACUCAGAUAAGUUGAAAGUGCUCAAAUCUGCUUUACUGAAUCUUCGAGAACAAGUUGUGAAUAUGAAAGAGAGAGAUGCUGACCUACCUAUUAUACCUGAUCUUGAGCAUAGGGUGCUAGACUACCAAAAGGAAGUCAGACAAAUACGAAAGAUGCGUGAUAGUGAGAUGUUGAAUGACAGAACACUUCUUAAAAACAUGCUGCACACCUGGAGAGAAAUCAAAGUCCUGAGAGAAAAACAAGGCUGCACAAAUACACCACUCAAAUUAACCAUCAGAAAGGAGGAAUCGGACAAAGCUGCUGAUGAACAAGUCUGGAAACUAGACAUGGCGGAAGAAUUAGAGGAACUUAGAGAAGAACACCAACAACAAUACAGUAAACAGAUGGAAGUGUAUAAGGCUGAAAUGGAACAGUGGAAAAAAUUCAUGAAAGAAAAGAAGAAAAAAGGUAAGAAAACAAAGAGAGGAUCAAGGGAAGGCUUGACAGAAAGCCAAGGAGAAUCAGAUGCAGAGCCACAGGAUAGUGUUCUUGAAGUUCCUAAGCCAGAUAAACCACAAAAAGAUUUCAAUGAAGAAAAUGAAAAAAUUAUAUUGAAACAAAAAUACAAACAGAUGAGAAGGAAGCCAGGGGAGCCAUACCUAUUUCCUGAGCUCAGCAACACUGCAGUGAUAACGCCCUCUAGUGACUGUGCCAAGGAAGAGCAGAGUCGGAGAAACGAUAUGCAGAAAUCACGGUGCUUCAUCAAGGUACUUAUUAACAAUAAGGAAGUUUCCAGGACUGGGGUCAGAACCUUAUCAUCUGAUUUUACCAUUCGAUUUGGAGAAAUCUUUAAUGUUCAGAUAGUACAGUGGCCGGAGAGCAUUAAAUUACAGGUAUUUGAGUCUGGUAUGAUUAACAAUAUGCUUGCUGAAGUUUUCUUGGCAAUACCAGCAACCCGGAUCACAACGGAUGUCGUGGACCUGGAGGAGUUUGACUUCAGUAGCGAUCAAAAAAUAGCUUACACCCACAGUGCUGUUGGAAGUGGCUACACAUUUGAGCUAGGUGAAGGGGAUAACCCCAAACAAGUUACUCCGUUAACCUCUGGCGUCAUAAUGUCCAGUGUGGCUUGGGGGAUGGGAGAGGAUGACCGUCCAUUAAUACCACCACAAUCUCAAGAUCCUAAUGCUGUCAGAGCUCAGCAGCAAUAUGAUGCCAUGUCUGCUUUGGGUGCUGGUGGUGUCAUUGACAUUGAGAAACUUUCAAUGUGGAUUAAUGAAGCUAGACUUGACCCCAAUGACCCAGUCAAUUCCAAUCUCAUCCACACAGUAAAGAUGUUGAGAGGUGGCGAUGGAUCACAAGCUCAGAUUCCUGAUUACUUUCGACUUGAACAACUCCAAGAAGAGUUCAACUUUGUAAGUGAUGAAGAUCUCAACAACUCCAAGCGAUUUCAGAUGAUAGAAUAUCGACAGAAGGAGAUUCCUGAAUUCCGGAAUAUUAAAUUUAUUCCAUGCCAAGAAAAGGAAAUUCAAGAUGAAAUAUUUAAGGAUUAUGAAAGCAGGAAAUAUAAAGAAGAGCAAGGAAUUGUGUCGGCAGACAUGGAACCACACAGAGCAGCUGUUGCCAAGUUCCUUGGCAAGGUACGUGCCCAGGUGAUGGCAAGGUUCCUAGCUGCUCAGCAUCAAUUCUGUCUUGAGGAUGUUGUCAAUGAGGAGGCUGUGCCAAACAUUGGGUUACUCGGUGGUAACCUUCUAAAGCUCGCCCAGCCACGGCGCCCUCUACGACCUCAACGGAAGGAACGCAAGACAGUUACAGCUCAGAAUCUGGCUGGACUUGAUGUCCACAUACUCAUCAAUAUUGAAAGGGCUUUUGAUAUCCCUGUUAGGUCAUCAUCUCCAAGCCCUGGAUUUGGUUCUUCAUCAGACCAAACAACACAGAAUAUUGUGAGGCCUUUUGUUGAGGUGUUAUUCCAGCAAAAUAAGAAAAAAACCACUACAACAGAAGGACCAAACCCCAACUGGAAUGAAGAAAUUGCUAUGCCAUUCAAAGCUCCAAACAAUGACUACUCACCCACCAACUUACAAAGUAUCAAUGACCUGGUUUACUUAAACCUGUUUGAUGAGGUAGUGAUUGACAUGUUGGAAGAUAAUAGACAAACAGCUAGUACUGUCCACCGACGAGUUGAACGACGUUGGCUUGGUAGCAUACAGAUCCCAUUCUCAACCAUUUACUUCCAGGGCAAACUCAACCAGUCAGCAAUGGUUGAGGGCGCUUUUCGUGUGCAGGCUCCAUCUUCGCUUCUUGGUUACGAGCGGGGUCCAGAAAGCUCAGGUAGAACAUAUCUGUCAAUGUUUAUCACCAUUGAGCCACCACUUGCUCCUGUAGAACCAACAAGAGAAAAGUUUGAUUCUAAAGAGGAUGAAAAGCUUCUUGCUUAUGCUGACAAUUUUGUGAUUGAGAUCAAGAAGAAAUUUCCAAAGAGAGAAGUGAUUACAACGGUGAUGGACAUCAAUGGGAAGUCGGUGUUUGUUACACGUUAUUUCCGUCCAUUAACGCCACCACCCAAGGUGCUCGAAGGCGAUAACAAGUUCACCACAAUGGAACGUGUCGCCAGGUUUGUGUCAUUAAUCUCAUUCGUUUCUGACAGUGUUGUGUAUCCAGGUAUCUGUGACAUAUGGAGUACAUGUGAUCAAUUUCUGCAAAUGUUGCAAGGUGAUGAGGAGGAACAUGCAGUCCUUUUAUGUAACUACUUCCUACAAAUGGGUAAGAAAACAUGGGUGCUGAAAGGCUCGGCCAUUCCUGAAGGAUCAACCGUGUAUGUAUUAACUGCUGACGAUGGUGAAUAUAAAAUUUGGAAUCCAUCAACUGGGGAAUGGUAUUAUAAGAAUGACACUUUCUGCCCUUUGAAGUCAGUAAUGGCUUUGAUGAACAAUGAAAAUAUCUGGGCAAAUAUCCAGCCAUCAGAUGCUCCCAAUAUGAUGGAUUUUGAUACUAGCAAGAGUACGUGCUGGAAACCAUUCUUCCAUCGUGGUUUUUCAAACCCAGGACUAUCAAGUGUCCAGCCAAAUGAGCUGGUAUACCAGGAGACUAGUCCACAAAAUGUCCUUCGCCUCCAAGAUAGGAUUGAAAAAGAGCUUCGCGAUGCAAUAAUGAAUUGGCGCCCUCGCCAUAUUACUCGCUGGAAUCGAUACUGCACCCAGGAAUUCCGAAAAAUUCUCGAAACAUUGGAGUUCAAUAAAUCAGGAUCAACAGAAAAUAAAGCUCAAGCUGCUGAUAUUCUUAGCUCUUACAAUCUAUGCGGUUUUCCUCUUCACAUGUCAUACACUGACAUGAGGUCCGUAAUCGAGAAAGUAAGAAGUACAGGAGUCCAUGAGAAUGAAUCAUCCAAUAUUGAGUUUGCUCUUGCCGUCCACAUCCAUCCCUACCCCAAUAAUAUCCUCUCAUUAUGGGUUUACAUAGCAUCAUUAAGUAGGAAGAGGUAAUGACCUGCAUUGCAUCACUACACCCGGAGGUGUAAUGUUGUACUUGGCAAUGCUAAGCUGAAAAAAAUGAUAGUUAUGGUAUCGCUAACAAGGAAGAUGUAAUUGUCUGAAUGGUAUGGAAGUAAUUAUUCUUUGCCAUGAUGACAGAGCUUCGAAAAUUAAAUGAAAAAUUAUGUCUUUUACUGUUAUUUGUACUGGAAAACUAGUUACACCUGGUGGGGUUGUGGGAGCAAUGCUAUAGCAGAACAAAUACAUGGGGAUGGGAGAAAAGAAUGAGUGUGAUGCAAUUAAUCAUAAAAAAAAUAUGGUUAAAAGUAGUGCCUUAUACACUGUACAGUUUUAAAUAAGCCACUUUUUAAUGAAUUAAUGUGUUUUAGAGUUACAGAUAUGCUCAAGUUGGAUAUAUUUUAUCAAUAAUUGUAAAUUAUGUACUUAUAUCAUUAGUAUGCUUAUGAUAGAUCUCAAUGAAAAUAAAUUAAUUUGGAUUAAUUUAUUUAAAUUGUUUACAGACAAAUUUACCUUGAAAGUUCGCCACCUUGAGUCUUGCAUUCUACAGAAUAUGGCUGAUGUAUACAUUGCUGAUAUGCAAGUGUGCUUUCUAUGUUUUAAACUAAAACAUUCAUAUUUUGGAGUGUAUUGUUAAAAUUUCACCUUGUUAAAAAAAACCUUGUAAUGUUUUUAUUUAUCAUAUUUUAUAUUUUAUUUAAUCUUAUAUGUUUCAUUCCAUUCAUAUCAAACAUGAAAGCAUGCAUAUUUGUCUACAGGAAUAAGUAAUACCUUUUCAGUACAGUGGUAUAGUUGCUGUGAUUCCAGUCUAUUAUAGCAAAUAGAAAGCAUCUAUUAUAACAUAUAUUCAAGGUACCUUUAUGUAAAAUAUUUAAAUUUCUUAUAUUUGUAUUCAAAUUAAUAUUGUCAUUGUUAUUCUCAUUCUGUCAUUAAUAAUGAUCCAAUAACUUCAUUUGCCUUCAAAUAUGAAAUUUCAAUAAUGUGUUAAUUAGCAUUAAGCAAAUACAAAAUAAUACAUUACACCAUUGGUGACGUAGGCAUUAGCUACAUUAUGCUAAUGUCAUUCAGCUGAGGAAGGUCCAAGAAAGGUAAUCGAAAGCUAGAGAAUGAACCAGUGUGAACACAUCCAAAUUAUUGUUAUUAAUUUAUUAUUUCAAUAGUAUUAUGAUUUUAUAAUUUAUUCAAGAAAAAUACAAUAUUACAAGAAAUUAAAUCCAAUAAACUAGCUACAUGGAAGACAUAAAAGCAGUCUAAACAACUGUCACUUUUUGAUGUAAAAGUUUGAAUUUA